AUCUACACAUUCAUUGAUCCCAUACGGUCCUACCUUGCUAAUGGCCUUCAUGUUUUCCAAGACAAUACCCAUUUCCUCCCGCUUCUUGCGGCUUUGUCGACGAUGCAGUUCUACACCGAAGUUUUCACAUACCGCAAUUCAUGGAUCCUCUGCCAUUGCUCCUGCGCGGACGAGAUUUGCUCCGUCCCCUACCGGUUAUUUACAUCUGGGUAGUUUAAGAACUGCCCUUUUUAAUUAUUUGCUUGCUAAGGGAACUGGCGGCCAGUUCUUGCUGCGGAUUGAAGAUACUGACAAGGUUGGUCCAUGCACUUUCUCUAGAUAGUUUGGUUUGUUUUUUCAGCAACUAAGGCUGAGGAAAGAAAAGAACUAUGGAGGGGGCUGAAGAAGGCAUUUUUGAUACUUUAAGAUGGGCUGGAUUGCAAUGGGAUGAAGGUAUAUGUUAUCGUGAUUGGUUUGUCGAGGCUAUGUCGACUGAGGAGUUAUAGGGCCAUUGGUCGGGGGGGGGUUCGGUCCCUAUCGACAGGUUAUCUCCUACUCUCCUGCUAUCUUGCUAGGCUUUUGUUGAUACAUUGUCUCAUAGUCAGAGCGUACGGAACUCUAUAAAAAGCAUGUCGAUAUUUUACUCGAGGUGAUUCUCUCUGGCUUGGCCGAAUGACCUUGGCCUGACAUGUUCGUAGGAAGGCCAUGCCUAUCGAUGCUACUGCACUCCCCAGCGACUGGAGGCCUUAGCCCUGACCCGGAAGAAUAGUGGGCAGUCGACCGACUACGACCGCCAUUGCCUCGAUUCUCCUCCCAUAGCCUCAACCACAGAACCACAUGUUAUCCGUCUCAAGGCCCCAGUUCAAUAUCCACCUUACCGCGACCUGGUAUACGGAACCAUAAAUUCAGGUACCCGGAGUAACGACCACUCAAUCGGAGCCUUCGAAGAUCCUAUCCUAUUAAAGUCUGACGGUAUGCCGACGUAUCACCUCGCAAAUGUAGUAGACGAUCACUUCAUGAACAUAACGCAUGUUGUAAGAGCUACGGAGUGGAUGCCAUCUACGCCUAAACAUGUACAUUUGUAUAGCUGCUUUGGCUGGGCGCCACCAAAGUUCGUACAUGUGGGACUAUUACAAGAUAUACAGGGGAGGAAGUUGAGCAAGAGAACCGGGGAUGUAUUUGUCUCUGAGUUCCGGGAAAAGGGGUAUCUACCAGAGGCCCUUAAUAAUUUUGUUGCCUUAAUGGGCUGGAGUCAUGCCGGCGAGAGCGAUGUUCUGGAUAUGCAGAAGCUAGUAGAACAAUUCAGCAUCGACGGAUUAACAACGGGCAAUACCAAGGUUGGGUUCGGAAAACUCGACUUUUUACAAAAACAAUAUGUUAGGAUUCGGGUGAUGGAGGGUUCCGGUGAUACGGAAAUCCUAGACGCGGUAGAAACCCAAGUGCGCAAGGAAUUCGGAGAAAGGUAUUCACUUUAUUCGCAAAAGCUCCAAAUUUCUCCUCUCAUUCGAGCUAAUAGUACCUAGCCUAGAAGACGGCACCCCGAUAACGAGAGAAUACAUAAAAUCUGUCCUUCAAGCCAACGUCCAGAAUUACCUCAUCCCCUCGGAAUUCACGGAAAUGUCCUCAUAUUUCUUUCAAGUGCCUUCACUCGAUGAAAAGCCAGCAAUCAAACCGAUCAGGCAAAUAAAGGCCUUCCUCGACGCCACUCCCGCUCCUGCAUCCGCAAGAUCCUUUUUAGCAGACACAAUUUCCCAGCUAAAUCAGGCAGAAUGGACGAAGGAAGGGCUUGAAUUUGUUGUGGACGGGCCUCGGGGUGACAAAGCUGCCCUCACUGCCUGGAGAGCUAGAAUGAGGAUCGUGAGAUUAGGCCUUUCGGGUGGCGCUGAUGGCCCCACGAUCGUGGCAACUAUGUUGGUUCUGGGGAAGGAGAGGUGUAUGGAACGGCUAAGGAGGGCCAUUGCAAAGCUGGACGAUGGAGUCAAAGGAGUGGGCCUGAAGAAACUGGAAACAGGCAGCGCAUAGGAAGUGUAUAAUUUUUUUUGAAUCUUCCGGUCAUUGAUCACAAAGUAUCACUCGUGAAAUUUG
Messenger RNA from Tuber aestivum (summer truffle), 2064 nucleotides. The record is from the annotation of a GenBank genome assembly. Lineage: Eukaryota; Fungi; Ascomycota; Pezizomycetes; Pezizales; Tuberaceae.